AUGUACAGUGAUGUAGACGGUGGUUGUUGUGAUAGUUCUAGUGUUGCAGCUGAUGACGAGCCAGAAGUCUUCUGGAUUCAUGUUCUAAGGCUACAGAUUUUGGGAACUGCCCUACUUUGGGCAAGACUCAAUCUUUUUGUAUCAGAGGCAAAGCCACCAUUCCCUCUUCGGUUAUCGCUAAAAAUACAAAUAAAUAGGAUAACUUGUUUUACGGGCUUAUCCAGAGCCACUGCAGUUGGGUACUUGUUUCUUCUGUUACUCGCCUGUUCCGUCAUCAACAUUUCCUCUUCUUGUUCUAAUGGAAGUUGCCAGCUUCUGGAUUCAUGUUCCAAGGCUACAGAUUGUGGUACAGGUCUUUAUUGUGGGAACUGCCCUGCUUUAGGCAAGACUCAACCUUUUUGUAUCAGAGGCAAAGCUGCCAUUCCCACUUCAGUUAUUGGUGGAUUACCUUUCAACAAAUAUUCAUGGUUGGUCACACACAAUUCCUUCAGCAUAGUGAAUGCUCCAGCUUUACCAGGUGUUCAAAGAUUGACAUUUUAUAAUCAAGAAGACACUGUUACCAAUCAAUUGAAGAAUGGAGUUAGGGGGCUGAUGUUGGAUAUGUACGAUAUCAAUGGCGAUAUUUGGCUCUGCCAUUCAUUCCAAGGGCGAUGUUUCAACUUCACUGCCUUUCAACCUGCAAUUAACACCUUGAGGGAAGUGGAAGCAUUCCUGAAUCGAAAUCCAACAGAGAUUGUAACCAUUAUAAUCGAGGACUACGUGCAUACACCGAAAGGGCUGACUAAGCUUUUUGCUAAUGCUGGUUUGAACAAGUAUUGGUUUCCGGUGUCCAAGAUGCCGAAAAAGGGUGAGGAUUGGCCUACCCUAAAUGAAAUGGUGCGAGUGAAUCACCGGCUUUUGGUCUUUACUUCGGUUGCUUCGAAGGAAGUGGAGGAAGGAAUUGCCUAUCAGUGGAAGUACUUAUUGGAAAGCGAAGCUGGAGAUCCAGGGGUAAAGCCAGGCAAAUGCCCAAACAGAAAAGAAUCACAGCCGCUUAAUUCGAAAAGUGCCUCUCUUUUCCUUAUGAAUUACUUUUCGACUUUCCCAGAUGAAGAUCAAGCUUGCAAAGUGCAUUCAACACCACUAGCUGACAUGAUCCUCACCUGCAACAAAGAAGCCGGGAAUAUGAUGCCGAACUUCUUGGCAGUCAAUUUUUACCUGAGGAGCGAGGGAGGUGGUGUUUUUGAUGAUCUGGAUAGCAUCAAUGGCCAGAGACUAUGUGGAUGUAAUACUAUUGCAGCCUGUCAGCCUGGGGCACCCUUGGGAUCUUGCAAGAACAUUUCAAUACAUACUCCAAGUCCGGCGAUAGAUAACCUCGGAAGCUUUUCUGGACCCGUUGAGUUCUCAGGAUCCACUUCAACAAUCUAUCAUCCUAACCACUUGAUUUUUGCCUUGUUUUUAUUUCCAUGGAUCAGCUCAUCAUUUCUCUGGAACAGGUAGUUUUUCAGGAUAUCAUCUACACUUCUUGGAGGGCUUAUAAUAUGCGAUGGUACGUAAACUCCAGAGUCAGAAUUUGAUUACAAUCAAAAGAUUUCUUGAGAUUCCUCUGUUGAGGCAAAAGUAAAUAUACCUAGUUGUUCAUGUAUGCAAUCUGCUUCAUUAUUGUAUGAUUUAUCAAGUUAGCUGCAAGGUUAAGUUGCUAUUAGUCUGAUAAAUUUGUAUGCAUUAGAUAUGAGCAGUAUUGUAUUUAAGAAUAAAGUGUUUACCAAUAGUACUUAUACAGCAAUUUUAGCU
Molecule: messenger RNA, 1773 nt
Organism: Hibiscus syriacus
Lineage: Eukaryota; Viridiplantae; Streptophyta; Magnoliopsida; Malvales; Malvaceae
Product: PI-PLC X domain-containing protein At5g67130-like
Exons: 10
Coding region: 1-1479 (492 amino acids)
Biological process (GO): lipid metabolic process
Molecular function (GO): phosphoric diester hydrolase activity
Source: RefSeq, a predicted model, not a curated record